Pedinophyceae sp. YPF-701 is the source of this 1227-nucleotide messenger RNA. NCBI's taxonomy places the organism in Eukaryota, Viridiplantae, Chlorophyta, Pedinophyceae. The record is from the annotation of a GenBank genome assembly.
AUGACCAAGGCGCGCAAGAGCGUCGAGGACGUCCCUCCAAUCGAGGAGCUCGUCGCCUCGUGCCGCGAGCAGCUCCACGGCCAUGGCGCAGCCGCGUUCACGAACCACGACAUCGAACGCUUCGUGCGCGCCGCGAAGUUCAACGUCGAAGAGGGAGCUAGGCGUGCCAGGGACACGUGGGAGUGGCGCGUGGCCGAGGGCGUGGACGCACGGUGCUGUUCGUGCUGCCCCGUCGUGGGCCGCCAGGAGCGGCCCGCGGACCACUACAUGCACCCCGUCGCGUUCGACCUCAAGGACAGGCCCGUGAUCUACAGCUGUCACAGCCUCGCGACCAACAGGAAGGUCCCGGACAACAAAGACCACAUCAUCCAGACCUUCGAGGAGACCGUCGCGCUGCUCCCCGAGGGCAGGGGCGCCUGGGUGUGGAUCCUCGACUUCAAGGGCUUUGGCCACCCGCGUGACCUCAACCCCGCGCUCGCCAAGGUCUUCCUCUCGCUCGCGGAGCGGCACUACCCCGAACGCCUCGCCCACUUCAUCCUCCUGGACGCGCCGACGGUGUUCUCGACGCUGUGGGCCGCGAUUCGGCCCCUGGUGGACCCGCACACGAAGAAGAAGAUCAACUUCUUCAAGACGAGCUCUAAGGAGCUGCACGCGCACCUGGCGACGCUGUUCGACGCGUCGACGAUCGAGUGGCUCGAGACGGAGGUCGCGCAGAACCGCAGCAAGAAGCUGACGGCGGAGAAGCUCGGUCGCUACCCCGGACUGGGCGCCGCCGCGCCGUGCUUGGUCGACGGGCACGACAUCCGCGGCGCGCCGAACUUCCUCGCGAAGGUCGAGGCGCUCGCGGGGACGCACCCGCGGCUACCGGGCGCGUGCGGCGCGCGCCCGGCGUCCCCGCCGACGGUCCACCACGACCGCGGCUCGGCCCUCGAGGACAGCGCGCCGACGCCGCGCGCCGGCUCCGACCCGAUGAAGUGGCCCGGGAAGGAGGACGCGAUCCGCGAGGAGGAGGAGCUCGCGGGCCGCGAGUCCUCCUUCGGCACCGCGCUGGAUCUCGAGGAUCUCCCUUCUGACGUCGCACGGAUAUUCGAGGACGCCGAGGAGGGGGUGGGGGCCGCGGAGGGGCUCGCGGAGGGGCUCGCGGGGGCCGCGAAGGCGGCGGGCGGCGCGGCGGCGCCCGCCGCGAAGCGGAGGGGGGGGUUCCGGAGGAUCUUUUGCAUGGCGUGA